This is a messenger RNA of Cajanus cajan (pigeon pea), 2415 nucleotides long. RefSeq names its product vacuolar-sorting receptor 6. The record is from RefSeq and is a predicted model, not a curated record. Lineage: Eukaryota; Viridiplantae; Streptophyta; Magnoliopsida; Fabales; Fabaceae. Gene Ontology annotation, molecular function: calcium ion binding.
AAGUAACGGUGUAUGUAGAAGACUAGAGGUAGCUCCCCUGACUCCGUCCACCACCUUCCUCUUCCUUUCACCUGUCGUUUACGUUGGCUUUACGUCACCGUUUUGAUUGCGAAACGCAAACCUCCGCACCAUAAACACACGCACUUUCUAAGCAACUCUUCCUUAUUACUCUCUUUUCCCUCUUCGCUGCCACCAACCAUGAAACGCUGCGUCUUGCUCCCUCUGUUUCUGUUGAGUGUCCUCGUGGACGCGCGCUUCGUGGUGGAGAAGAGCAGCAUCACGGUCCUCUCGCCGCACAAGCUCAGGGCCAAACGCGAUGGCGCCAUCGGCAACUUCGGACUUCCCGACUACGGAGGGUUCAUCCUUGGCUCUGUCGUUUAUCCCGACAAAGGCUCCCACGCCUGUCACGCCUUCGACGGCGAUAAGCCCUUCAAGUUUCGCUCUAAUCGUCCCACUAUUCUUCUCCUUGAUCGUGGAGAGUGUUACUUUGCCUUGAAGGUUUGGCAUGCCCAAGAGGCUGGUGCUGCGGCUGUUUUGGUGACGGACAGCAUUGAUGAGUCUCUGAUAACCAUGGAUUCUCCCGAGGAGAGUUCUGAUGCAGAUGGCUACAUAGAGAAGAUUGUGAUUCCAUCAGCUCUGAUAGAGAAAUCCUUUGGUGAUACGUUGAAGGAAGCUUUGAAUAACAAAGAUGAAGUUUUGCUAAGAAUUGACUGGAGAGAGUCAGUACCUCACCCUGAUAACAGGGUUGAGUAUGAGUUUUGGACCAACAGCAAUGAUGAAUGUGGAGCUCGUUGCGAUGAACAGAUGAAUUUCGUCAAGAAUUUCAAGGGUCAUGCUCAGAUUCUUGAGAGGGGUGGUUAUACCUUGUUCACUCCACAUUAUAUAACUUGGUUUUGUCCACCGCCCUUCAUUCUUAGCAGUCAGUGCAAGUCUCAAUGUAUUAACCGUGGCAGAUACUGUGCCCCGGAUCCAGAGAAGGAUUUUGGAGAGGGCUAUGAAGGGAAGGAUGUGGUGUAUGAAAAUUUGAGGCAGUUGUGUGUCCAUAGAGUUGCCAAUGAGAGCAACCGUUCAUGGGUCUGGUGGGAUUAUGUGACAGAUUUCCAUGUUAGAUGCUCUAUGAAGGAGAAAAGAUACAGCAAAGAUUGUGCUGAGGAGGUCAUGAAAUCAUUAGAUCUGCCUUUGGAGAAAAUUAAGAAAUGCAUGGGUGAUCCUGAAGCGGAUACGGAGAAUGAAGUGCUAAAGAAUGAGCAACAAGUCCAGAUUGGGAGAGGUUCUCGCGGUGAUGUCACCAUCUUGCCAACAUUGGUUAUAAACAAUGUCCAGUAUAGAGGAAAAUUGGAGAGAACUUCGGUACUGAAGGCUGUAUGUUCUGGAUUUAAGGAGACUACUGAACCUUCAGUUUGUUUAAGCGGAGAUGUUGAGACUAACGAGUGUCUUGAAAGAAAUGGAGGAUGUUGGCAAGACAAAAAUGCUAAUAUAACUGCUUGCAAGGAUACUUUCAGGGGAAGAGUUUGCGAGUGCCCUAUUGUGAACGGUGUUCAGUAUAAGGGUGACGGUUAUACAACAUGUGAAGCUUUUGGACCUGCGAGGUGUUCUAUAAACAAUGGUGGUUGUUGGUCAGAAACAAGAAAAGGAGUGACUUUCUCAGCUUGCUCAGACUCCAAGGUAAAUGGCUGUCAGUGCCCGGUUGGGUUUCAUGGGGAUGGUAAUAAAUGCGAAGAUAUUGAUGAAUGUAAGGAACGAAGUGCUUGUCAGUGUGAUGGCUGCAGCUGCAAGAACACUUGGGGCAGUUACGAUUGUAAAUGCAAGGGAAAUCUUCUUUAUAUAAAGGAACAAGAUGUUUGUAUUGAAAGAAGUGGAUCAAGAUUUGGACGGUUCCUUGCCUUUGUGGUCAUCGCAGUUGUUGUGGGUGCUGGUCUAGCUGGUUACGUGUUCUACAAAUACAGGCUCCGGUCUUACAUGGACUCUGAGAUCAUGGCUAUCAUGUCACAAUACAUGCCACUGGACCAGCAAAAUAAUGUAGUUCAUGCAGAAGCUCAGCCUUUACGACAAGAAGGCACCGUGUAAGACAUACUUAAUGGGCUAAAAAUAGUCAAAGGAACCCGUUGCACUGUAGAAUCCACAUGAGAGAUGGAUUACAAACAUGACUGGCUACAUGGAUUUGAAUCCAUUUGACAAUGAAGGAAGAUCAGUACUUUACUGUAGGAUAAUUAUGUGCACGAUUGCAAUUCAUACAGAAAUUUUCUACAUGGUAUAAUUUUCGGUUUCCACAGUUUGUAAAUAGAACUUUUGAGAUGUAAAUGUACCUGAUAUAGAAAAUAAGGAUCCACGUGAUGUCACAGUACAACUUAUGAUGACAUUGAUGAAAAAUGUUGUCAAUACAAUACAUCGAUUUGGUUGUUCUGUGUGGCCUAA